AUGCUGCAUGCAACUUCGAGAUCUCUUUCCACGGACAGUCCCAGAUCCCAAUUCACGUACCGAGAUCUCCGUCGCCUUGGCAACUACUCACCGCAUUCCCCCUUACGCGUGAUCGCACGCGUCGAUUUCGAUGCUUUCUACGCACAGUGCGAAAUGGUGCGGUUGGGAUUGGACGCCUCACAGCCGCUGGCAGUUCAACAGUGGAAUGCAAUAAUCGCACUCAAUUAUGCUGCCCGCGGCUUCGGCUUUUCUCGCGGUGCUUCUGUGGAAGAUGUGAGGCGGCUUUGUCCCAACAUCAUCAUGUCUGAUGCAGCCGAUCCAGCCAUGAUGAAGAAAGACAAGGCUGCCCUUGAUCCAUACCGGAUCGAAUCGCGGAAAAGUAUCAACACUAUAACGAAACACCUACCACCCGCGCCACUUCAACGCAUAGAAAAGGCGAGCGUGGAUGAAGUUUUUAUCGACCUAUCUGCACACGUACAUUCAGUCCUUGUUUCAAGAUACUCUCAACUUGCCGUCGACGAUAAUGUACAUGCCUCACUUCCUCUUCCACCACGGGACGUCGUUCUCCACUGGGAGACGGAUAACCUGGUUGACCUCCCAACGAGCACCGACGAAACCCAUCGUAUUGAUUGGGACGAAAUCGCGCUGAACAUUGGUGCUCAAAUCAUACGAAACCUACGCAAGGAGAUCUUCGAGUCUCUACAUUACACCUGCUCCGCAGACCAGCAGACGGUGAUCCGAGCCCGUGCCAUGCCAUUCUUCCUCUCUACCCACAAGAUGACUUCGAUCCGUGGACUGGCAGGUGUAUUAGGUGUAAAGGCGAAAGAAGCCUUCGGCUCCAACAGCAUCCCUGAACUGCUUGCAAUCCCACAGGAGGAAGUAGUCGCUGCGCUCGGUAAGCAGGAUGGUCACUGGUUCUUUCGUUCCAUUCGCGGAGAAGAUCGAAGUGAAGUGAUUCCUCGAACCGACCCUCAGUCAAUGCUAACGCAGAAGACUUUCGUACCGCCUCUUACAGACAUUGGCCAGGCGUCUUCUUGGAUGAUAAUCUUCGCAGCGGACCUCGUAGGGCGGCUGAACGACCUCAAAGUCGAAUCAGGGCACUUUCACCGCCCAUCCACGCUUGCUGUACAUCACCAUAUCCGAGGGCGCUUUGGACCAACAACAUCAAAACAAUGCAUUAUACCGUCUCAAACGGGGAUUAACGAGGAGACAAUCUUCAACUUCGCGAUGAAGUGUCUGAAAAUUAUAGCAGAUGAGGCGGCUCCUGCCUGGCCGUGUUCGAGUAUUGGGUUAAGUUUACAUGGAUUGGUGAAGGAGGAGCAGAGGAAUCAACUUAUCACCAGUUUCAUGCUAGCUACUCCAGGAAGACAGGACAGUGCUGAGCAGACUCACAAGCCUCCGGUACGCGACCAAGAACCAGCAAUGUUCACAAAGGCACUAGCACCACGCAGUGCCGAGACGGCCGUUAAUGCAACUGCUGAAGGUUACUCGUGUCCAACCUGUGGGAAUAUGAUUGCACCUACUGACGUCCUCGAGCAUUUGGAUUGGCACGUGGCAUACGCAUUGCAAGAGCGUUUUUAA
Botrytis byssoidea is the source of this 1581-nucleotide messenger RNA. RefSeq lists its product as uncharacterized. Gene Ontology annotation, cellular component: nucleus; site of double-strand break; replication fork. The coding region runs from base 1 to 1581 and encodes 526 amino acids. The transcript is spliced from 3 exons. Lineage: Eukaryota; Fungi; Ascomycota; Leotiomycetes; Helotiales; Sclerotiniaceae. Gene Ontology annotation, molecular function: DNA-directed DNA polymerase activity; damaged DNA binding. Gene Ontology annotation, biological process: error-prone translesion synthesis; response to radiation. The record is from RefSeq and is a predicted model, not a curated record.